AUGGAACAACAAGAUUGGCACAUGAUUGGAGCGGAUUGUCUCGUUGUAUCUUGUUGUUGCCAAUGUUUGUUGCUACAACUCCUCGUGUUCUUGUUGCUCAAACUUCCCAUCAAACUGGUUGAGAAAACAAAACAUUAUGUGAAGAGGAAGUUAAGGAACAAAAUGCAAGAUGGUGGGCAAAUGAUGAGGAUGAAAGUGGCUCGGUGUGCGGAGGAAGUUGUGGGGAGUCGAAAGCCAAGAAACUUGAUGUGGGUUCAAGCUCGAGCCAAUGGUUUUCGGCUAGAUGGGUUCGAUGGGUGUAUGGAUGAGGUUGAAGAGGUGUUGGAGGAGUUGUCUACGAAGGGUGAGUUCGGGUUUGGGAGUUUUUGGAGCGGAGAUGAUGGUGUUGAAGUUUAUUGUCCAGUUGGUCUUGUAAAUCAAAAACGUGGGUGA
Helianthus annuus (common sunflower) is the source of this 432-nucleotide messenger RNA. RefSeq lists its product as uncharacterized. Bases 1 to 432 code for a protein of 143 amino acids. The transcript has a single exon. Lineage: Eukaryota; Viridiplantae; Streptophyta; Magnoliopsida; Asterales; Asteraceae. The record is from RefSeq and is a predicted model, not a curated record.